AUGGAUGUGCUAGCCCUAGCUGCCAGCAUUUUGCUCGCUCGUCCACCGAUGGAGGCCAUCCUGUCCGCAGCUGCACUCAAACCAUUUGCAAAAAUCCUUCAAACGUUGAACAAAGUUGGUGAAGACCUCUACAUACAAGCCCGGGUUAACAAGUUGGUUCUUUCGACAGUCAACGCCUCCCGUUCCGCAUUUGUUCUCGUCACUCUCCAGCCAGCCUUCUUCGACUCAUACUCUGCCAAGCGAAAUGCGGACGAUCAGGGACCUAUCAGGUGCCAUGUGUUACUAAAGCCGCUCUUGAACAUCUUCCGCGCCAAAGCGAGCACAACGACUAUUGAAAGCUGUCGCCUAAGUCUUCCCACAGCCAUCACAUCUACAGCGACUGACCAGGACCGUCUUAUCAUUACCCUGCAUUGUAAACACGGCAUUACUAAAACUCACAAGCUUCAUUACGCACCGACCGAUCCUCUGACCGCCCUGUAUACAAAGAACGCUUGUAGAAACAAAUGGACCAUUUCGUCGAAAUUGUCUCAUGAUUGGGUAAAUUGCUUCUGGCAUAGAUUGGAAGAGAUUACCCUGGGCUGUGGACGUGAUUAUAUGCGUUUGAAAAGCUUCUCAGAGGACGCUCAAGCUGAAGACCCAACAUCCCGAUCCCUUCAAACCGAACUUCAAGUGGAUACAAACGAUUUUGACCUUUUUUCCGUUCAGCAUGAUGUGCAUCUUACUAUCAGCCUCAAGGACUUUAAGACAGUCUUGUCCUUUGCUGAUGCAAUGAAUCAACCAGUCUCGGCGUAUUUUGAUCAUGCUGGAAGCCCAAUCAUAUUCACCAUAACCCAGCCUCCGGAUGUAUUCACUGCCGACUUUGUCCUGGCCUCUCUCCGUCCUCCCGAUGAAGAAGACGACGACUUGGGAACGAGUGGUGGCGCAUCAAUGCGAACGUCACAGCAAGCCAUACCCUCACAGCAAUAUCCAACCCAACAACAGCAGUCGCAUCCAACACAAGAACCUGACGCCGAUGACGACGAUGAAGUCUUGCCAUCUUCUCCACAGCCUCAGCGCAGAGGAAUUCACGCACCUUCGACCGGAGACGUGACCCAUGUCUCGGCAACUCCUUUUAGGGAUGAAGAAGAAGUCAUUGGACCGACUCCACCAAGGAGGGCAUAUGAGUGACAUCAGACAACGUUGCAUUGCAAAAUAUGAUUAUGAUACUACAAUUGAUUUAAUAAUAAUGCCGUUACUGUUCAUAAUGAUCUAGCAAAGACAAUGUCUAAAUAAGAAUAAUUUGAGAAACA
Spizellomyces punctatus DAOM BR117 is the source of this 1289-nucleotide messenger RNA. RefSeq lists its product as uncharacterized. Gene Ontology annotation, cellular component: checkpoint clamp complex. The record is from RefSeq and is a predicted model, not a curated record. Lineage: Eukaryota; Fungi; Chytridiomycota; Chytridiomycetes; Spizellomycetales; Spizellomycetaceae. The coding region runs from base 1 to 1167 and encodes 388 amino acids. The transcript is spliced from 7 exons. Gene Ontology annotation, biological process: mitotic intra-S DNA damage checkpoint signaling; DNA repair; cellular response to ionizing radiation.